AUACAAACAACGCAGUGUCCAAAAGACCGGGCCAAGUGCCACAAGUGCCAGAGUUCUUGGUGAAACAAUUUGCACAGUAAUAUAACGAGGAAGGCCAAAUCAUCAAUAUGCCGCUUUCGCAAAUUGUCGGUAAUUUGAGCGUGUGGGCCUCUUUUCCUGCCUUUGUCCUCUACUAUUUGUUCUACAGUUCGUUCGAGUUCAACAAUCCCGAAGGCCGCGUUAGCGACACGACGACAUUUCUAAAUGCUUACGAUUUCAUCGUCAUCGGUGCUGGAUCGUCUGGAUCGGUUGUGGCCAACCGGCUAACUGAGAUGUCCGAUUCGAAAGUCUUGUUACUGGAAGCAGGUGGGGACGAAACAAUUAUCUCAGACAUUCCAGGUGUAGUCCAUCAUCUCCAACGGACCAAUAUUGAUUGGAGUUACAAGACAGUGCCACAAACAGGAUCGUGUCUCGCAUUUAAAGACAACAGGUGCAUAUGGCCCCGUGGAAAAGUUUUGGGGGGCACUUCUGUCCUUAAUUACAUGGUGUACGCCAGAGGAAACAAACAAGACUACGACCAAUGGGAAGCUGAUGGCAAUCCAGGGUGGUCCUAUAAAGACGUCCUUCCUUAUUUCAUCAAAUCUGAAGAUAACAGGAACCCAUAUAUUGCAGCUAACAAGGAAUAUCAUGGAACAGGUGGCUAUUUAACUGUAGAGGAACCGACGUACAAAACACCUUUGCUCGCUGCUUUCAUUCAAGCUGGAGUAGAAAUGGGCUACGAAAACGUGGACUGCAACGCAGCCCAACAGACAGGUUUCAUGGUGGCUCAGGCCACGGGUCGGAGAGGAACGCGAUGUUCAACAGCCAAAGCGUUUCUGAGGCCUAUUCGUAAGCGUCACAAUCUUUACAUAUCGAUGCGCUCUUUGGUUCAUAAGAUUAUCAUCGAUUCAUCAACGAAACAAGCUACAGCUGUUCGAUUCGAGAAAGGAGGACAAAUUUACGAAGUCAGGGCCAAUAAAGAAAUCAUCGUUUCAGCGGGAACGGUCAACAGUCCUCAAUUGUUAAUGUUGAGCGGAAUCGGCCCCAAAGAUCAUCUUAAUUCACUGGGCAUUCCUCUGAUGGCAGACCUACCGGUGGGUGAUAACCUGCAAGAUCACAUCGCCCUUGGAGGAAUGGUUUUCACAAUUAACAAGCCUUUUGGUGUAGUGGAAGCUCGUUAUUACAGCCUAUCCUCGUUACUAAAUUAUACUAUGCAUGGAACGGGUCCUCUAGCAUCGUUGGGUGGGACCGAGGGUGUGGCCUGGGUUAAAACCAAAUAUGCACCACCGGGAGACUGGCCUGAUAUUCAAUAUCACUUUGUGUCCGCCACGCCAGCUUCUGAAAGUGGCCUGUUUUUCCGCUACAAUACCAACAUGAAGGAUAACGUUUGGGAUAAUUAUUACAAACCCAUUAUAAACACAGACAUGUGGCAAUUGAUCCCCACUUUACUUCGUCCUAAAUCACGGGGAACCAUCCGACUGGCCUCUAACGAUCCGUACGCUGUUCCUGUCAUCGAUCCUAAAUACUUCAGCAACAAUGAGGACCUUGAUGUUCUUAUCGAAGGAACGAAAAUCGCUUUAGCUCUGGGUAAAACGGAAGCAUUCCAAUUGUUGGGCACGAAAUUUUACGAUAAAAUCUUCCCGGGAUGUGAGUCUCACACUCCAUGGACGGAUGCUUAUUGGGGCUGUUUCAUCCGUCACUAUUCAUCUGCCAUUUACCAUAUGACUGGCACGUGUAAAAUGGGCCCUUCGACGGAUGCAACGGCUGUCGUCGAUCCGCAGUUGAGAGUCCACGGAAUAAAAGGUCUGCGGGUUGUUGAUUGCUCCAUCAUGCCUAACGUCGUAUCAGGCAACACGAACGUGCCAGCGAUCAUGAUUGGCGAGAAAGCUUCGGACAUGAUUAAAGCGAAAUGGCUGAGACGCAAGACAGACGAAGAAUUACUCCGCAAUUCGAAUGCAAUAGAUGUUGAUCGUGAAGAAAUGUAGAACAUGAAUUCAACUCACGAAACCAUUCUCAAGAUGUUGGCUGUAAUGUUCAUGAAUUUAUCUAUUGUUUCUGCAUUAUCUUUGAUCCUGCUGUUUUUAUGAUCCCUCUUUUAUGAAAAUGUUCAUGCUCAGAAAUAAAACAAAAACUUGAAUCUA
Messenger RNA from Daphnia magna, 2159 nucleotides. Its product is annotated as glucose dehydrogenase [FAD, quinone]-like. The transcript has 6 exons. The record is from RefSeq and is a predicted model, not a curated record. The coding region runs from base 108 to 2003 and encodes 631 amino acids. Gene Ontology annotation, molecular function: flavin adenine dinucleotide binding; oxidoreductase activity, acting on CH-OH group of donors. Lineage: Eukaryota; Metazoa; Arthropoda; Branchiopoda; Diplostraca; Daphniidae.